AUGACGACUCGGUACCGCGGUCUCUUGGCUGUCCCGUUUGUGCUCUAUUCCCAGCCGACAGGAGUCUUUGGCGAUGACAGCAACGUGGCAAAGAUGGCCGAGGAGGCCCAUAGGCGCUACGCAGAGAUUAUGCGAGACGUUGAGCUGAUGAUUGACGACCACAUCGCCCGCCAACAUCGUGAUCGCGCGCUCCCGUCCAAGCUCGGGAUGCUGGUGCCCACAGCAGGCCCAUUCUUUACGCGACUUCCCCUAGAGGCCGCCUUCAAGUACCAGGACCGGAAGCGCUACAUGUCAUCGAGACGAUAUGUAGCCCCUUCGUUCAACGAUGUGCGCCUGGUGCUCAACUCGGCCCAGAUCAUGGCUGUGACGAACGGCACUCUUCAGCUGGCCACCUUUGAUGGUGAUGUCACCCUAUAUGAUGAUGGGCAGAGCUUGGAGCCAUCAAGCCCCGUCAUCCCGCGACUUCUAGACCUCCUGCGCAAAAACAUCAAAAUCGGCAUCGUGACGGCUGCUGGCUAUACAACCGCGGAUCGGUAUUAUCAACGUCUUCAUGGCUUGCUCGACGCCAUUGCCGAAUCCACUGAGCUUGAUCCCGUGCAAAAGCAGAACAUUGUCAUCAUGGGCGGCGAGGCCAACUAUCUCUUUGAAUACGAACCGUCUUCGCCCUACCGUCUGGCGCCUGUCCCUCGUCAAGCGUGGCUUACCCCGGAGAUGGCAGCCUGGUCCGAGGCGGAAAUCGCGGCGCUGCUGGACGUGGCCGAAUCAGCGCUCCGAGACUGUAUCCGCACAAUGAACCUUCCCGCCAUCAUAGUGCGAAAAGAUCGCGCUGUGGGAAUCGUUCCCAAUCCUCCCGAGGUGCGCAUCGCGCGAGAGAGUCUGGAAGAGACGGUUUUGGUGGUCCAGCGUAUCCUGGAGCUGAGUGCACUUGGCACGCCUUCGCAGCAGGCCGGCCAGGGCGCCCAGGGCCGCCACGGGGUCCCAUUCUGCGCAUUCAACGGCGGCCGCGAUGUCUUUGUCGACAUUGGCGACAAGAGCUGGGGCGUGACGGUCUGCCAGCAGUGGUUCGGAAGACGCAGCGGAGGAGCGACCGGGGCCGAUGCAGCGCUGACGGCGAUCAGGGGCGAGAACACGCUGCACGUGGGAGAUCAGUUCCUGAGCGCGGGAUCCAACGACUUCAAGGCGCGGAGCGUGGGAACCACGGCCUGGAUCGCAAGCCCGGCAGAGACGGUGGAGCUGCUGGACGAGUUGGCGGAUCUGAUGCAGAAGAAGCUUUCAUGA
Messenger RNA from Trichoderma reesei QM6a, 1278 nucleotides. RefSeq lists its product as uncharacterized. Gene Ontology annotation, biological process: nucleotide metabolic process; nicotinic acid riboside biosynthetic process; inosine salvage. Lineage: Eukaryota; Fungi; Ascomycota; Sordariomycetes; Hypocreales; Hypocreaceae. Gene Ontology annotation, molecular function: magnesium ion binding. The transcript has 4 exons. The coding region runs from base 1 to 1278 and encodes 425 amino acids. The record is from RefSeq and is a predicted model, not a curated record.